AUGUCCACACCACCUCCAACGCCUUCUUCUUCCUCCUCUUUUUCCUUUAACCGUGCGUCGAUUCCGAUACUUCCCCAUGACUUGAUGGAACAACUCAGCCGAGAGCUGACUUGUAGUGUUCUAAAUGCAGCAGCUGCAAUAUCCACAAAUGCAGAAGAGUACACAUAUAACGUCAGCUUUAUGUUACUGCAGUGCAUGAACGAUGUGUCGCCAUCAUCGGAAGCAUGCUCCACAAGUUCGUCGGCAUAUCAACGCGGUGCCAAUAGUUCUGCCAAUUCUUCAUCAUUAGCGUCGGAAUCACAUCAUCACUCUGGCUCCUCGUCAUCACGGCCUAUGAGCGGUAUGGACGAUCUAUUGCGGCCGGAACGAUUUGACCGUAUAAUGCACAUGUCUCCGCCUGCCCAAUACAUUCAAGAGCAACACUCGUGGAAUCCCGAAGAUCGAUCGUUGAAUAUUUUUGUUAAAGAUAAAGACAAAUUCACAUUCCAUCGUAAUCCAGUCGCACAGAGCACCGAUUGUAUUCGUGGAAAAAUAGGCUACAGCCGCGGGUUCCAUGUAUGGCAGAUCGAGUGGCCAGAACGUCAACGAGGAACACAUGCUGUUGUUGGGGUUGCGACGAAAACAGCACCAUUGCACGCGACUGGUUACACGGCGUUGAUAGGAACAACGAACGAAAGUUACGGAUGGGAUAUCACACGACGAGAAUGCCAUCAUGAUUCAAAGAACACCAUGACGUGGAGGUAUCCAUUCAGUAAUAGCCGCGAAGUGUAUCAUGUUCCAGACAAGUUCUACUGUAUUCUGGACAUGGAUGAAGGAUAUAUGGCAUUCGCCACUGAUGACGAAUUCCUCGGAGUUGCAUUCAGGAACUUGAAAGGAAAGACGUUAUACCCAAUAGUGGCUGCCGUAUGGGGACACUGCGAAAUCAGCAUGCGCUAUCUUGGAUCUCUUGAACGUGAGCUUAUUUCUUUCGAUUCUCCACCAUCAACUCCACGACGUCAACCACUGAGACCACCACUUCCACACCACCACAGCAGUCGCUAUCCCUCCCCGCCACGUUCACUUUUUCAUUCGCCAGUUUAUAAACCCCCGCCUAGAAGUAGACAUCCUUCUGAUUCACCUGCUGCACUAAGAGCAGCCGCUGCGGAAUCACCCGCUCUACCGUUCUCCCCCUUUUCCGAUCUUGCAAAAAUAUUCUCAUUUUACGACCUACAGGCUGGUGGAACAUCAAGCUCUUCUAGUUCAUAUUCCCUUUUUGAACCACCAGCCGAAUGGCAGAAAUUCGACGAGGAGUGUGUUAGUAAUGACUCUCCACGACGUAAUCCUUCUCUAGAUGUCCCACUUCUGUUGGAUGAGACUCCCAGCGCAUCUUCCUCACCAUAUCUCUAUCUUCCGGCCCCACCAUCAGUUAAAGCACCAAGUGAACUUUUUGGCCCGCCAUUAACACCGGGUGGCUCGAAAAUGCAAACUGAUGAGCAAGGUCUCGGAACAUCUUUUUUAUAG
Messenger RNA from Caenorhabditis briggsae, 1500 nucleotides. Lineage: Eukaryota; Metazoa; Nematoda; Chromadorea; Rhabditida; Rhabditidae. Gene Ontology annotation, cellular component: SCF ubiquitin ligase complex. The record is from RefSeq and is a predicted model, not a curated record. The coding region runs from base 1 to 1500 and encodes 499 amino acids. Gene Ontology annotation, biological process: proteasome-mediated ubiquitin-dependent protein catabolic process. Gene Ontology annotation, molecular function: protein binding. The transcript has 5 exons.